AUGAAUUCCCUACGACUAGUCAGCCGUGCUUUGCCCAAGGCUUCUCUACGCCGGUCUGUUGUCCGCUACUCCUCCUCCGUCUCAAGAUUGGCACUCCGCCGACCAGUAUGGCAAACGGCAGCAAAGGCAUCAUACCCGGCGUUUUCAACUUCUGCCUUCCGUCGAGAAGCUGCUGGUGAUUUCGACGUUGAACUGUCCGAGAAGUUGAACUCCGAACAACAGCUUGAGCUGGAAAACAGUGGCGAAGGCGCCCUCAGCGAGAUCAACGAUUUCUUGAAGAACCACGAUUACUGGAAAGUCCAAGACAAGCCUGGUACUCAUGAAGUAUUCUUCACAAGAGAAUUUGGCAAUGAAAAGAUCAAGGUCGCCUUGACCGUUGCUGACAUCGAUAACAUUGCCGACGAGGACGAAUACGGCGGAAUGGACGAAGAUGCUGCUCUCGAUGAUGAAGUGGACUAUGGGUCAAACAAGGCCACCAUCAACCAGUCUGGCGUAAGAGGAGGCAAAGUCGAUGUCAUGCCGGAGGACAGCAUUGCCCCAGCAGACAGAGAUGCAGAGGACACCGGGCUCCCGGACGAGACUCCGGCAUACCCUAUCAACCUGACAAUUACCAUCACCAAGCCCAGUAAGCGGGCGAUCGAAAUCCGCGCCGUCGCCCAGGAAGGUACUAUUGAGCUCGACUCAAUCAGCAUAUUCCCGAAAGAGUCACUGCUCGAGGCACAAACACCCAAGGACGCUCAAGAAGCCCGCAGCCUAUAUGCAGGCCCGACCGUCGGUAACCUUGACCCCGACCUCCAAGCGAUGCUCGAAAAGUACCUUGAGGAGAGAGGUAUCGACGUUGAUUUCGCCAACUUCCUGCCGAAGUAUAUCGACUACAAGGAGCAGCGAGAAUAUGUACAAUGGCUCGAUGACAUGAAGACGUUCGUCGAGGAGUAA
Molecule: messenger RNA, 936 nt
Organism: Exophiala spinifera
Lineage: Eukaryota; Fungi; Ascomycota; Eurotiomycetes; Chaetothyriales; Herpotrichiellaceae
Exons: 4
Coding region: 1-936 (311 amino acids)
Biological process (GO): cytosolic ribosome assembly
Cellular component (GO): mitochondrial matrix
Source: RefSeq, a predicted model, not a curated record